CAGUAUUAGGAAGCGCAUGUUUCGUAACUCUCAACCGAAGGCAAAUGGCUGCGCGAUAAAGGCGACUAGAGGAGGAGUAGGGAUACACUCAGGGUAACUGCGAUGCCGGUCACAGAACACCCCUACACUACCCACCGUACGCAUCAUUAAGCAGAAGUACAAGCCUCCCGAGGAAGAAUGGUGGGUUUGUACCUGGUGGAACCUGUCCUUGCCAUCUACGCUUUUAGCACUUUCCUGACCUUUCCGCUAGUGCCGCAGUACAUUUACCGACGCCUUUGGCAAGAUCUGACCAACACCACGUAUUCUACUGAUGAUGAUGGCUCCAGAUGCAUUUCGAACAGCAGCAUCAACCACACCAACAAACAUGAGGAGGUACAGAAGGCGGCUUCCUUGUUCUCUCUGUACAGCGAACUGUCCUCCAUCAUCCCCAGCCUCAUUGUAACCCUCCUGCUGGUGGCAUACAGUGACUACAGGGGUCGCAAGAUUACCAUCAUCUUACCUGUUGUGGGCUUCCUGCUGUACGCAGUUGCCUUCCUGGCCAUUUCUUUUUUCGAGCUCAACAUCUACCUACUCAUCAUGGCCAGCUGUAUCUCGUCCAUGUUUGGGGGCUAUGCGACCAUGCUGGGUGGCUGCUUCUCCUAUGUUGCUGACCGGUGUGAUGACAAGAAGACAAAAACCCUGCGCAUGGCUGCUGUGGACAUGGUGCUGGGACUGCUUUCCGGCGUGGCAUCCCUGUGCACAGGCUACUUCUUAAGGGCAGCUGGUUUCAACUGGCCCAUCUUCACUGCAUUCUUGUUUCAAGGAGUCAACCUGUUGUAUGCCGUAUUUGUACUGGAGGAGACUGUGAAGUUACCUGAUCUCAUGACUGUCAGUGGUCCAUUACACAUCUCCUUACAGAAGCUGGGCUCUGCUAUAUACCAAAUUUUUGCAUUAGCAAGUCCAAGGACAAAGACCCUGCUUGUCUUAAUGCUCCUCAUCUUUUUCACCUUCUCAUUUUCCUUUGUGGGAAGCCUGUCCAUAGUCACAUUGUAUGAGCUGAAUGAGCCACUCUGCUGGAGUGAGAUUCUCAUUGGCUAUGGCUCAGCCCUCUCUACUUUUGUGUUCCUCACCAGCUUCAUUGGAGUCUUUGUCUUCUCUCGCUUCCUACCCAACGUAGCAAUCGUCUUCAUUGGCCUACUGUCUGUCGUGGCUGGGCUGAUCAUGACUGCCUUCGCCAAAACUACCUUGGUCAUGUUCCUUGCCAGAGUGCCAAUGCUCUUGUCUGUUAUGCCUGCCCCAGUCCUGCGCUCUAUGAUGUCCAGCAUUGUGUCAAAGACUGAACAAGGAGCACUUUUUGCAUGCGUGGCCUGCCUGGAGAGUCUAAGCACCAACGUGGCCGUAGCAGUCUUCAGCAGCAUCUAUGCUGCCACUGUGGCCUGGUUCCCAGGCUUUUGCUUCUUGCUGGGAGGACUGUUAUGUCUGUUCCCCAUCAGCAUGCUGGGCGCGGUGUGGCUCCUGGGCCCGGACAGUCGUGAGGAGGCGGAGAGGCUCAUUGCUGAAGAGGAGUCCCUCGAUGCAAAUAACAGCACACCUAUUAUAUGAUGGCCUGAAAGGGAACCAGCGCAGCUGGACUUCCUCAGUUUCUGAGUUUCACUGAAAAUAAGUGUGGUUUUUGCAGUUUCAUUUUUAAUUUUGGCAAAACAGCUGUGAAUCAUGGAGUAAUUUGGCCACACCGUUUGGCUUUUAGUUAAAAAAUUUUAACAAAAAUAUUAUUAUUGUUUACAAUGACAGCUUUCAAAUUUAAUAAUCUGUCUUUUGUAGUUGUUCCUUAUUUUUUGCUGUGAUCCACCUGCUUUUAUAGAAGCACUUUUGCAAGUUUAUUGCAACUAUAACUUGAAUAAGGUUAGAGCAGAUUGAUACUUGUAUGCAAACUUUUGUGAUCAUAUGCAUUUAAAUAAUACUCUGAUGAAAACUGGUUUUUAAUCAUUUGUGUUAUAUUACAUAACUGAAAAUUUCUCCACAGACUUCCAGUUAACUUUAUGUAGUGUUAUCAGCCCACACACCUUAUUCACCAAGGUGACUUGCACUGUUAGAUA
Molecule: messenger RNA, 2075 nt
Organism: Scleropages formosus (Asian bonytongue)
Lineage: Eukaryota; Metazoa; Chordata; Actinopteri; Osteoglossiformes; Osteoglossidae
Product: solute carrier family 46 member 3
Exons: 6
Coding region: 178-1581 (467 amino acids)
Biological process (GO): vacuolar transmembrane transport
Cellular component (GO): lysosomal membrane
Molecular function (GO): transmembrane transporter activity
Source: RefSeq, a predicted model, not a curated record